ACCCGCAACACAUUUUUCUCAGAAGCCCCUAACAGCAGUUGUGCUCUUCAUCUCCAUCACCAUCAUCUCCAGACAUUUACAUCGAGCCGCCAUGAGGGCCCUUCACGUCCUGCUGCUGUGUGUCCUGGGAGCUGCACUGCUCUCCUCAGUGCUCUGCAACAAUGGACUGGGUCCUGAUGAAUGCUGCUUCGGUUUUUACCGAGGACAACUGAGGAAAGCUAGAAUCAGUUCCUAUCAAGUCACUGAUUACAGGUGUCCGAGGAAGGCCGUCCUUUUUACGACAAAGAGGUCUCUUAGAAUCUGUGCGGAUCCAAAGCUCCAGUGGGUUCAGAGCAUCGUGAAACGUUUGGAUGAAGAAUCCUUGUAAACCAGGUGCCCGUCUGCAAAUCAACAAAAACAAGAAGAAGUUACUCCUGUGUCUGUUGCUGCAUCAAAUCAAAUUCUGUGAAAUGAUUUCACUGUUAAUGUGCAAACCUGCCAUGACUGAUCCCAGCUUCUGUUUGCUCACUGUCUUUUGUGUUUGUAUUAUCCACAAUUAUCAUAAAGAAUAAACAUUAUACAUUUACAGUU
Messenger RNA from Hippoglossus stenolepis (Pacific halibut), 570 nucleotides. Its product is annotated as C-C motif chemokine 13-like. Gene Ontology annotation, cellular component: extracellular region. Gene Ontology annotation, molecular function: CCR chemokine receptor binding; chemokine activity. The coding region runs from base 92 to 367 and encodes 91 amino acids. Lineage: Eukaryota; Metazoa; Chordata; Actinopteri; Pleuronectiformes; Pleuronectidae. The record is from RefSeq and is a predicted model, not a curated record. The transcript has 3 exons. Gene Ontology annotation, biological process: immune response; neutrophil chemotaxis; monocyte chemotaxis.